AUGGCGAAGUGGUCUGUUUUACUCUUCUACCUCCUCCAAGGACUGGUUCAUCUCAUUACCGGGCAGCAGCAGCCGCCACGCGAACGACAGGGGCCUUGGCGACAGAGGAUUCAGUGGGAGAAUAACGGUAAGGUGUACAGUUUGAUGAGCACCGGGUCAGAGUAUCAACCACCGGCGCGGCCGAGAAGCCAAUCCAGAGUCUACAUGAGCACUGGGAGGGAUGGCACCGGUCAGACGCAGCCUGGAACGCGGGAAGGCACAAUGGCGCACAGAAGACCUGGACCAAUCGAAUCGAACGUAGGUGGACAUUUACGGGACCAAACCAACAACGUUCUAGAUCCUGCAUCAGCACAUUUAGGACAUGAUAGUAGACAGUAUCUGGUACCCAAUGCUCGCCAGUCAGGGGCCAGGUCGCAGCCCGAGGUGCCAUACCGAGCGGGAGUGGCGGGGUCCCCUGGCGCACGGCGCUACUCACCAGAGAACACUUACCGUGUAAACGCCUCGGUCCCUGGGCUGCUCCCCGAGUUCUCCGGUAGCGGCGUACCGAGGAGAGGAACCCCUGUCACUCAGGAUGUUACCUGGGAUGCUCGCUCGGGGCUUCCCGCCUCUUCAUCCCGAGGCAUGGAGGUAGUGCCUGUACCGGGCGUAGAAUACCAAGAGAUGCGCGCGGAGCCCGGUGCAUCCAUCUCCAGGCAACCCGCACUAACGGAUAAUUCCAACGCACGUUAUGUCAUCCCUAACCGGAGGGGUACUCCUCCAGGACCCGGACCCGUUAACGCUGCUGAGACAUCGAAUGAGGCAGCAAGUAAUGGCGAGGACAUGGUCUCGGACGACCCUCGGAACCCGUUUAAAAACCACCGGAAUUCCGUCUUCUACAACAUGUAUUCCUCCAGAGGCAGAACGCCCGUAGCACGCACGCGGCGGCCGCGUCCCCCGGCGUCCGUCCCCGGCACUAGAUAUUUUCAGAAUGGGCUCCCAGAUCUCGUCCCAGACCCGUAUGCCAUCCAGGCAGGUGCAUACAUCCAGCGGAUGCAGAUGUACUCGCUGCGCUGUGCGGCCGAGGAGAACUGUUUGGCGAGGUCAGCGAGCACAGCAAGGGACAUAGACUACAGAGUACUGCUCCGCUUCCCCCAGAAAGUCAAGAACCAGGGCACCACUGACUUCCUUCCUGUUAAACCGAGACACCAGUGGGAAUGGCACAGCUGUCACCAACACUACCACAGUAUGGAUGCCUUCAGUAGCUAUGACCUGCUCGAUGUGACAACAGGAAGGAAGGUAGCUGAGGGACACAAGGCCAGCUUCUGUCUGGAGGACACAGGAUGUGAUGCUGGAUUUAGACGCAGAUAUGCCUGCACCGCCCAUACACAGGGGCUGAGUCCAGGCUGUCAUGACACCUAUGCUGCCAAUAUUGACUGUCAGUGGAUCGACAUCACUGAUGUUCCUGCAGGAAACUACUUCCUGAGGGUCAUAGUGAAUCCCAGUUAUCAUGUUCAAGAGUCGGAUUAUUCCAACAACGUGGUGCGGUGUGAUAUCACAUACACGGGUACUCAGGUUCAGACACGGAACUGUCGGGUAACCAGGUAA
Messenger RNA from Oncorhynchus masou masou (cherry salmon), 1584 nucleotides. Its product is annotated as protein-lysine 6-oxidase-like. The coding region runs from base 1 to 1584 and encodes 527 amino acids. Gene Ontology annotation, biological process: peptidyl-lysine oxidation; collagen fibril organization. The transcript has 6 exons. The record is from RefSeq and is a predicted model, not a curated record. Gene Ontology annotation, molecular function: protein-lysine 6-oxidase activity; copper ion binding. Lineage: Eukaryota; Metazoa; Chordata; Actinopteri; Salmoniformes; Salmonidae.